UUUGUACCUACUCUUUGAUCUUUGGUCAAGACUGUCGUAUGCGCUUUAAAAUAUUUUAAAAGAGACCAUCCAUGUAUUGUGUAAUCAAGUUGUUUGAUAUAGUGAUUAUAGAUUGAAUGUACUUCUACUACAGAAAAGUAUUUUCACAAAUUUUGGAUUUCAAACAUAAAGUAAACACGUUGAAACACACAAACUGCUAUGAAAAUGAAUAGGCAUGUGUGUAGACGGAUCCCCCUGUGCUUGCAAAACAUGGGAUUCAAUUUCAGGCACUGUAAAUUAUUCCAUUGUAACGGUGUUCUGUUUGACCAAAAUGCAGUGACUUUUGAAAAUAUUUUGUGUGAUGAGAACAAACUAAGAGUUCUAAAAGCACUUCAGAAGUAUGACUUGCCUUCUUUGAGAAAAGUGACAGUAUCUGGGGAUCAUAGGAAGGCAGCUGUAUUAAUCCCACUGUGCACUGUAAAAGGAGAACCAUCUAUUCUGUUUAUGGUGCGGUCCAAUAAGAUCCCUGCCCACCGAGGAGAGGUGAGUUUUCCAGGAGGAAUGAUGGAUGAUACAGAUCAUGACUUGAUAACAACAGCUUUGCGGGAGACACAGGAAGAAAUUGGUUUGAGAAUUCCCAGAGAAGCUGUUUGGGGAUCUUUUCAGAGUUUACCAAGCAGAGUAAAUGGAAAAACUUUGGUGACUCCAAUUAUAGCAAGCAUUGGUGAACUACAGAACCAUAAUCUACACCUGAACAAGACUGAGGUAGAACAAGUUUUUACAAGGACAAUUUCAUCUCUUUGUGAUAGAAAAAAUGUUGGAUCCACUCAAUUUAAAAGAGGAAAGUUACCAUCACUAAAAUCUGGCUAUACACUUCCUGUAUAUCUUGGGGGAGAACAUCGAAUAUGGGGACUAACUGCAAUUACUCUACACAUGUUGUUACCGAUUCUGGCCCCUGGACUAUACAAAUUUAAUUUGUCGCAUAAAAAUUGAUUAUAUGAAGUACAUGUU
Magallana angulata is the source of this 990-nucleotide messenger RNA. Its product is annotated as mitochondrial coenzyme A diphosphatase NUDT8-like. Gene Ontology annotation, molecular function: coenzyme A diphosphatase activity. Bases 199 to 972 code for a protein of 257 amino acids. The record is from RefSeq and is a predicted model, not a curated record. The transcript is spliced from 4 exons. NCBI's taxonomy places the organism in Eukaryota, Metazoa, Mollusca, Bivalvia, Ostreida, Ostreidae.